ACUGUGAAGUAACUACAAGGUUAUUCUGCUUUAUAAACAGAUCAGCAGUCCAAGUUACUGGUAGUCCGGUUUCAGUUGAAUCAACAGCAUUUUAGCGGGAACGUUUAAGAGAAAAACAUGCACAAAACCCUGAAAACAUUCUUCUUCUUGUCCUGCAUUUCUCUUGUGGCCUCAAAUCGUGUGUACGUCCACCCCUUUAACCUGUUUGCUUAUGGAAAUUCCAGCUGUGAGACUGUAGGAGGACAAGAUGAGAAACUCCCUGAUAAAAUGACUUUUGUUCCAACACCUAUUGAAUCACAGAAUGGUUCAGAGCCAGGCAGCCCAAUACAGAGAGGUUCCAGUGAGACAAAACAUGUUACCCAACAUACUUAUGUUUUAGCUGGUUUGCAAAAUAUGCUUGGUUUUCGAAUGUACAGUGCCAUGACUAAACAGAAGAAGACGGGAAACAUUCUGUUUUCACCUGUGAACAGCUUUGGGACUUUGGUCACAUUAUAUUUAGGAGCCUCCAAGCAUACAGCUACUAGACUCCAGCACCUCAUUGGGAUAGUUAAGGAAACAGACAAAGAAAAUUGUACAUCACCAAUUGACGGUCACAGAGUCCUUCACGCUCUUCAGAAUAUUAACUCUCUAAUUGACGGUUCUAGCGACGAGCUCACUACGGUUGUAUGGGCAUUUUUAAACACUGGUAUAAAGUUGUCCGAAGAAUUUGUGAAAGGCAUUCAAGACUUUUCUGACCAUUCCUAUUUAAGAGCAGUCCAUUUCUCAAACCCACAGCAUGCUGAAAGCUUGGUUAAUUCCUUUGUUGAAGCCACAUCUUCUAGGAAAGUCAAAAGCCUGUUUAAUGAAAUCGACUCUUCGACAGAUUUGCUAUUUGCAAGCUAUGUUCAUUUUAAAGGGAAGUGGAAAAAAGCCUUUGAGCCUCACCUUACAGAAAUGCAAGAGUUCUGGACUGAUGAUACAAAUAAAGUUGCAGUACCUUUGAUGUCACAGUCUGGUGUAUUCCAGUAUUUCAGUGAUGGGAACAGGAACUGCUUUGUGAUAAAACUUCCAUUCAGUAAGAAAGCCUACAUGCUUCUGGUGCGUUCAAUCAAAGGCACGGAUCUGAACCACAUUGAAGCACUUCUAACAUCAAAUGUUAUUUCUGAGUGGCAACACAAACUAAAGAAGAGAUUUGUCCAUUUGUCUCUACCCAAGUUCUCCAUGGGUACUGUAUCUGAUCUCAAGGAAAUUCUCACUAAUAUUAAACUCCCCGAUCUGCUUGGCAAGAGUUCAGACUUCACAAAACUAAGCAAUAAAGAACAUCUUACAAUUGACAAGGUGCUCAAUAAAGUGAUAUUUGAAGUAACUGAAGAAGGCUCGGAGAAUCACACUGAGAGUCGGGACAGCAUCCCCACACCCCUGGAACUGAAAAUCAACAAACCUUUCUUCUUUGCAGUCGUGGAAGGGAACUCUGAUGCACUACUCCUGCUGGGAAGAAUCACUAAUCCAAGUUCUAAUUAAAUGCAAUACCAUGUAAUAAAACCAUUUAUUACGUACAUAUGGUAAGUGUGGUCCAAUAAUAUAAAGAUACUGGGCUACAUUUUUUAAGCUUUUGCCUCAAUAGAGUAAGACUCACACCAGUCUACUAAAAAAAAAAAAAAAAACUUUAGCAAACUUAGAAUAUCAAACUUUCCUUAGAAAUAGCUAUAAACUAGUUUUGUCUGACAGUUACAAGUUGCAAUUCUGAUGCCAAAGGUUGAGAGUUGUUACUCAAAUCAAGGCUAUUUUUGUAAUAAAAAAAUUAAAAUAAAAAAGGCACUUGCAGUCUGUUAUUUCUCCAGCCUUGGGAUUUAUUUUUCAUAUGUUGAAGAGCAAUGUCUCCUUAGAUAGCUUAGCAACAGACAAAACUAACAGGAAAAAAAAAAGUUUAAACAACUUAAUAGGAUACAAAGUCAAUUUAAGCAAGGUGUACCCUUCCUUUUACAAGAGAUUCAACUAUUUAUUUUGUUGCAGUAGCAUGGAGUUUUAACCAAUCCCCUUUAUGGUGCAUUAAUAUUAACUUGCAGAUUUUAGAAGAACCAUAAAGACCAUUGUCCAUAUUUGUUUUGAUAUUUUUAUUGCAUGCAGAUGUAUACGAUAGCAUUCAUAUAUGUGGUCUAACAGAGGGUUUUUACUACUGAGGGUACAUAUAACUUGUACUAGAGUGUUUUAAUAAUAAUAAAAAAACAACUAAAACAAAA
Polyodon spathula (Mississippi paddlefish) is the source of this 2219-nucleotide messenger RNA. It is a transcript of the gene agt, whose product is annotated as angiotensinogen. The record is from RefSeq and is a predicted model, not a curated record. The transcript is spliced from 5 exons. Gene Ontology annotation, molecular function: serine-type endopeptidase inhibitor activity. The coding region runs from base 118 to 1500 and encodes 460 amino acids. NCBI's taxonomy places the organism in Eukaryota, Metazoa, Chordata, Actinopteri, Acipenseriformes, Polyodontidae. Gene Ontology annotation, biological process: regulation of systemic arterial blood pressure by renin-angiotensin.